GUAUGACCUCCUCCUUAGUAGCCGCGCUCCCUGCGCCUCGAUCCGGGAUUUGGAAUUACAGUUGAAACGGCCGAUCAUAAUGUCAUCGUCGGCAGUGACAACAAGAGUUGCUUUACAUAGACCAUGGUGUAGGCCAGUAUAAAUCUCCAAGUGGGCCGAGCUCCUUUCAUCGCAAGUUCCAUCGAGCCUCGACAUGUACUACCCUUACCACAGCAGCCUGAGCAGCAUACCUCCAGCCAACGGUGCCUAUGGCAGCAAUGACAGUGGGUACCCGCCAAGCAGUGCGAACCAAGCACACUCCCCAUACGCGACCUCCCCGUCUAUGCAUGACGCGGGCAGUGGUUACUCGGCGCCCCUCUCGUCGAACACCCCUACUGCUGAUGUGGGUCAGUACAUCAUGCAGGAGUAUGAAUUUGCGUACACUGGCACCUCCUACGACACAUUAUCGCCCCAGCUCUCUCCAACACCAUGCGGACAUGGCUCAUACAGCACUGGUUGGCAUGCAGGCCAACCAGGACUGUACGCACCGAUGCCAAUGGAUCGGAGUACUACCCAAUCUUAUCACGAUCAGCCACCUUCCCAGAACUCGACGAGCCAGAUGAUGCAGGGCUAUGGUGGAGGUUCCCAGCAACCCUACACACCCCAGGCACAACUGUCCAUCUAUCCGGGACGUCUCACGCUUUGCGAGUGGGACGGCGGCUCCUGCGGGGUCGCACUUGACGAUAUUACUCCGGCGGGAAUCGCGCGACACCUGCGAAGCUAUCAUUUCCGCGGAAAUUGGCAGGCGCGGGCCCGCGGACGGUGCAGCUGGGGCACGAAUUGUCGGGGCGACGACAUGAACUACGAGAGCAUGGGGAAGCAUGUGGCGCAGGUGCAUCUUGGAAGCACGAAGAAGCAGUGCCCUCAGUGCGGAGGGACCUUUGCGAGGAAUGAUGCUCUGCUUCGCCAUCUCCGCGAGCACUGCGACACUGUUUGAGCGCCGCAUCGGACCGAAUCUUGUGCACCUUGAUGCUUGGGUUGCUCACGUCCUAUUCCGAUUUUCCCUCACGGAUAUUAUUCGCCGUACCCUCUUCGAUUCUCUUGCUUCUUGUGUAGUAUUGCAGCAUUCCUCGUAUGACGGGGGGUCUCCACCCGAGAGUCUCUUUCCCGCGCUUUCGGUCACUCACAUGUAGCCGUAGUCUAAAGCUUCGAAUCCAUACAUGACGGUCCCUCCUUGCUUUAUUUGUCAAUGUCAAUUCGAGAUCCCGGAGAUCCAGCUCAGGCGGGAUCAACCUGUACUCCGCCGGCACGUCAAUGCAUAUACUUAC
Rhodofomes roseus is the source of this 1307-nucleotide messenger RNA. RefSeq lists its product as uncharacterized. The transcript is spliced from 4 exons. The record is from RefSeq and is a predicted model, not a curated record. NCBI's taxonomy places the organism in Eukaryota, Fungi, Basidiomycota, Agaricomycetes, Polyporales, Fomitopsidaceae. The coding region runs from base 194 to 976 and encodes 260 amino acids.